Molecule: messenger RNA, 1684 nt
Organism: Cicer arietinum (chickpea)
Lineage: Eukaryota; Viridiplantae; Streptophyta; Magnoliopsida; Fabales; Fabaceae
Product: GDSL esterase/lipase At5g55050-like
Molecular function (GO): hydrolase activity, acting on ester bonds
Source: RefSeq, a predicted model, not a curated record
UGAUAACAUCUAGAGACAAAGAGGACCCUUUUCUCCACUAUUACAUUGUUUCAAUAACUGUAUUAUUAAAUCUCUAACCAAACCUUCUCAACCACCACAGCACACAACAAAAUAAAUAAAAAACAAAUCACAUCCUAGUAACACAUUCCAAAAUGAACAAGUUAGUUAUUUUGAUGAGAAAUUCCUUUCUCUUUAUCUCUUUCUUCAUCAUCAUGUUCAGUUUAGGAUUCCUUGAAGCUCAAAAGGUUCCAGCUAUAUAUGUGUUUGGAGACUCACUUGUUGAUGUUGGCAACAACAAUUACAUAAAUGGUACUUUUGCAAAAGCAAUUCUUCCUUACUAUGGCAUUGAUUUUCCAACUAAGAAACCUGCUGGGAGGUUUAGUAAUGGCAAGAAUGCUGCUGAUUUGAUUGCUGAAAAAAUAGGCCUACCCACUUCACCACCUUACCUCUCCAUAUUAUCUAAGGUAAAAAACAACAACAAGAAGAAUGUAUCCUUCUUGGGUGGUGUUAAUUUUGCCUCUGGAGGUGCAGGAAUAUUUAAUGGCAAACAUGAUAGUUUGUGGAGAUCAAUACCUUUGAAAGAGCAAGUGGAAUACUACUCACAAGUAUAUGAACAAUUGAAACAACAAAUAGGAGCAUCUAAACUUCAAAAUCACCUCUCAAAAUCCAUUUUCUUUGUUGUGAUUGGAGGCAAUGAUAUCUUUGAUUACUUGAAUUCAAUGGAUCUUCAAAAGAAAAACACCCCACAACAAUAUGUGAAUUCUAUGGCUUCUUCGUUAAAAGUGCAACUACAGAGAUUAUACAACAAUGGUGCAAGGAUGUUAGAGAUUGCUGGUGUUGCUGCAAUUGGAUGUUGUCCUACAUUGAGACUCAAAAACAAAACAGAAUGCUUUUCAGAAGCCAAUUUUUUGUCAUUUAAAUAUAAUGAAGAGCUUCAAUCCAUGUUAAAGGAAUGGCAAUUGGAGAACAAGAACAUAAGUUACUCAUACUUUGAUACUUAUGCAGCACUCCAAGACCUCAUUCAGAAUCCAACUUCUCAUGGAUUUGUAGAUGUGAAAAAUGCAUGUUGUGGAAUUGGUGAAUUAAAUGCUCAACUUCCAUGUCUACCAAGUUCAAACAUUUGUACGAACAGACAAGACCAUAUCUUUUGGGAUCCAGUUCAUCCUACUGAGGCAGUCACAACCAUAAUUGUUGAUAGAAUUUUUAAUGGUCCUUCAAAAUACACAUCUCCUAUAAAUAUGAAACAGCUUCUUCAUGAAUCAAUUGCAAAAUCACUUAGUCCCUUCAAUUUUUUACUUUUAUUAGGUUUGGUGGUUACUUGUUAUUAUCAAACAAAAACAAUAUAAAGAAUUGAAAGAAAAAAAAAUUGUGGCACAUCAUGAGAUUAUUCAGAAAUCAGCAUUAGGUGUCAAUUAGUCCCACAUCCAUUAGUUUAGAAGCAAAAGUUAGGAUUAUGAGAUAUAAAAAUGAAGUGUGUGACUUGAAGAUGGGUCUAUCACAAAGGUCCAUAACUAAGGUCAGUGAUCUCUAUUGCACAUAAGUGGAGUGCUAUUUUAAGAUUUAGGUACUAGUGGAUCUUACAUCAUAAUUUGUGAUAGUGGAAGUUUAUGUUUGUGCAUAAUUUUAAUAUCAAACUCUAUUGUUUAGAUUGUUGUUAUUAAUAAUAAAGUGAUUUUGUCAUUUA